UCUCCAUGUUCCAAGUCUCCCUUUUGGAUUGACUCACACUCCCACUUAUCUCUCCACCACAACCGAACAUGAUCAAUCCCCAUUUAAUUCAACACAUCCAUUCAUAAUUUCCCCAAAACUAGAUAUAACUCUGAAAAAAUUACUUCUUGAAACCUGCUAAAAAUGGCAAAUUGCAAUGUAUUUUGCAGUUCAAUCAACCCAACAGCAACACUCCACUCAAAAACCCACCUCCCAAUUGAAUUCCUCCACUCAAUCCACUCCAAACACCACCAAUUUAGAAGUGGGUCGUCGUCGUCGUCGUCGCUGUUCAAGAAACUCGGUGUUUCUUCAAACGUUAAAGCUGUACUGGCAGAAUCGCCACCACAAGCGGCGGAGCGAGGUGGUGAGAAGAAGAAGAACGUAAGAGUAUUGGUGGCGGGAGGUGGAAUUGGCGGGUUGGUGUUUGCGUUAGCUGCAAAGAGAAAAGGGUUCGAAGUUGUGGUUUUUGAGAGAGAUCUGAGUGCGAUUAGAGGUGAAGGACAGUAUCGAGGUCCGAUUCAGAUUCAGAGUAACGCUUUAGCUGCUUUAGAAGCAAUUGAUUUUGGUGUUGCUGAUGAAGUUAUGAAAGCUGGUUGCAUCACUGGUCAACGAAUUAACGGAUUAGUUGACGGCGUUUCUGGUAAUUGGUAUUGCAAGUUUGAUACUUUCACUCCUGCAGUAGAAAGGGGUCUUCCAGUUACUAGAGUUAUAAGUCGAAUGACAUUACAAAAGAUUCUAGCAGAUGCUGUUGGGGAAGAAAUUAUAUUAAAUGGUAGCAAUGUAGUCGACUUUGAGGACGAUGGUGAAAAAGUUUCUGUGACACUUGAAAGUGGAGAACGUUUCGAAGGUGAUCUUUUAGUUGGUGCUGAUGGAAUAUGGUCAAAGGUACGGAAGAAUUUGUUUGGGCCAAAGGAUGUGACAUACUCGGGCUACACUUGUUACACUGGGAUAGCUGAUUUUAUUCCCCCGGAUAUCGACACCGUUGGGUAUCGGGUGUUCUUGGGGCACAAACAAUACUUUGUUUCUUCUGAUGUUGGGGGUGGAAAAAUGCAAUGGUAUGCAUUUCACAACGAACCAGCCGGCGGUUCCGAUAAACCUAAUGGUAAAAAGGAGCGAUUACUUGAAAUCUUUGGAGGUUGGUGUGAUAAUGUGGUUGAUUUGUUGCUUGCGACGGAUGAAGAAGCGAUUUUAAGGAGAGAUAUAUUUGACCGUACCCCAAAGUUUACAUGGGGAAGGGGUCGUGUCACCCUGCUUGGAGACUCGGUCCAUGCAAUGCAACCUAACUUGGGUCAAGGAGGUUGCAUGGCAAUUGAGGAUAGUUAUCAACUAGCCCUUGAGCUUGAUAAAGCUUGGAGUCGAAGCAUCGAGUCAGGAGCUCGUGUAGAUAUCGCCACUUCUCUAAGGAGAUAUGAAGAUGCAAGAAGACUACGUGUUGCAGUUAUACAUGGAUUAGCAAGAAUGGCUGCAAUAAUGGCAUCAACUUACAAAGCUUACUUAGGCGUUGGACUUGGUCCACUAUCAUUUUUAACAAAUUUCAGAAUCCCACAUCCGGGACGUGUUGGUGGACGAUUUUUCAUUACUAUUGGAAUGCCAUUGAUGCUUAGUUGGGUUCUUGGUGGAAAUGGGGCAAAUCUUGAAGGGAGACCCCAGCAGUGUAGACUCACUGAUAAAGCAAAUGAUGAGCUUCAAAACUGGUUUAGAGAUGAUGAUGCUAUAGAACGCAUUCUUGGUGGCGAAUGGUUUUUGCUUCCUGUUGGAAGUCAAAAUGUGGGUUCUGACCCAAUUUCAUUAAGCCGUGAUGAGAAAAAACCGUGUAUAGUUGGGAGUGUACCUCACACGAGUAUACCUGGAAAUUCAAUAGUCAUCUCUUCACCAGAGAUUUCAAAAUUGCAUGCUCGAAUAAGUUGCAAGGAUGGUGCCUUUUUUGUGACUGACUUAAGGAGUGAACAUGGUACCUAUAUCACCGACAAUGAAGAUAGGCGAUAUCGUGUGCCUCCAAACUUCCCUGCUCGCUUUCAUCCAUCUGAUGUUCUUGAGUUUGGUCCAAAUAAAAAGGUGGCAUUUCGGGUAAAGGUGAUGAGAGAGCCACCAAAGAUGUCCAAGGAGGGAGAGAAUCGAAUUCUCCAGACAGUAUGAGAAUUUGUAGACACGAAAAAUACGUUUUUUUCCAGUUAUUAUACAAUGUGAAAAUUGUACAGAAUUUAGCAGUAAACAGAAGAACACAGAAAAGGGCUGGAGAUUUUUGCCACCUUUUUUGAAUUUGUAGCAAGUUAUGGAGUAUGGUUAUGUAUAGAUACAUAUGAAGGUGCUACAAGAAAUGAAAGCCAUUUUUGCUAUGGAUCAUGUGAUCCAUAUAUAUA
This is a messenger RNA of Lactuca sativa (garden lettuce), 2378 nucleotides long. It is a transcript of the gene ABA1, whose product is annotated as zeaxanthin epoxidase (ZEP) (ABA1). Gene Ontology annotation, molecular function: FAD binding; protein binding; zeaxanthin epoxidase activity. The record is from RefSeq and is a predicted model, not a curated record. Gene Ontology annotation, cellular component: membrane; chloroplast. NCBI's taxonomy places the organism in Eukaryota, Viridiplantae, Streptophyta, Magnoliopsida, Asterales, Asteraceae. Gene Ontology annotation, biological process: abscisic acid biosynthetic process.